Molecule: messenger RNA, 5905 nt
Organism: Talpa occidentalis (Iberian mole)
Lineage: Eukaryota; Metazoa; Chordata; Mammalia; Eulipotyphla; Talpidae
Gene: PM20D2
Product: peptidase M20 domain containing 2
Exons: 7
Coding region: 47-1345 (432 amino acids)
Molecular function (GO): dipeptidase activity
Source: RefSeq, a predicted model, not a curated record
GCGACGGAGCGAGCGCAGCGCUGACAGCUCUCGGGUGCUGGGCAGGAUGAGCCCCGGAGAGGAGCGGCCCGCGAAGGGGGGAGCCGGCCCCGACGUCUCCGAGCUGGAGCUGCUAAAGCAGCGCGCCGUGGAGCGCAUAGACGCGGCGGCGGAGCGCCUGGGGGCCCUGAGCCGCGCCAUCUGGAGCGAGCCCGAGCUGGCCUACGAAGAGCACCGUGCGCACCGCGCGCUGACGCGCUUCUUCGAGCUGGAGCCGCCGGCCGCCUCCUGGGCGGUGCAGCCGCACUACCAGCUGGCCACGGCCUUCCGCGCCGAGUGGGAGCCGCCGGGGGCCCGCGCCGCGCCGCGCCCGCUGCAGCUGGGCUUCCUUUGCGAGUAUGACGCGCUGCCUGGCAUCGGGCACGCCUGCGGGCACAACCUGAUCGCCGAGGUCGGGGCGGCGGCCGCUCUGGGUGUGAAGGGGGCCCUGGAGGGGCUCCCCCGGCCUCCGCCGGUGAAGGUAAUUGUCCUAGGAACCCCAGCAGAAGAAGAUGGUGGUGGCAAAAUUGAUUUAAUUGAAGCUGGGGCUUUUAAAAACCUUGAUGUUGUUUUUAUGGCCCAUCCAUCCCAAGAGAAUGCUGCUUAUCUACCUGAUGUUGCAGAGCAUGAUGUGACUGUGAAAUACUUUGGAAAAGCAUCUCAUGCUGCUGCCUACCCCUGGGAAGGAGUAAAUGCAUUAGAUGCUGCAGUUCUCGCCUACAACAAUAUGUCUGUAUUAAGACAGCAAAUGAAACCAACUUGGAGAGUUCAUGGUAUAAUUAAAAAUGGUGGUGUAAAACCCAAUAUCAUUCCCUCUUACUCUGAAUUAAUCUACUACUUCCGUGCACCGUCAAUGAAAGAACUUCCAGUUUUGACCCAAAAAGCAGAAGAUUGCUUCAGAGCUGCAGCUUUGGCUACAGGAUGCACAGUAGAAAUUAAAAGUGGAGCACAUGAUUAUUAUAAUGUUCUUCCCAAUAAGAGCCUCUGGAAAACUUAUAUGGAAAAUGGAAAAAAACUGGGAAUAGAAUUCAUCUCAGAAGAUGCAAUGUUGAAUGGCCCUUCAGGAUCUACUGAUUUUGGAAAUGUUAGUUUUGUGGUCCCUGGGAUUCAUCCAUAUUUUUACAUUGGGUCGAAUGCCUUGAAUCAUACAGAACAGUAUACUGAAGCUGCAGGAUCACAAGAAGCUCAGUUCUACACUUUGCGUACAGCCAAAGCUCUGGCAAUGACUGCAUUGGAUGUUAUUUUUAAACCAGAGCUGCUAGAAAGAAUCAGAGAGGACUUUAAAUUGAAACUCCAAGAAGAAGAGCUUUUAAAUACAGUAAAAUAAAAGCCAGAUUUAGGAGAUGCAAUGAAUCAUAAAGAAGUGAAUUCUUUUUUUCUUUAACCUUUUUUAGUGAGGAAGGAGGGCUUGCUUAUUUUUCGGUCUUAAAAGGAGUCAAAUUCCUCUAACCUACAAAGUGAGGACGUGAUACGUAGAAAACAUAUUACCUCAUAUAUCUAAAAUGAAUAUAUAUAUAUUUGAUGGAAUUGUGACUAUUCAGGAGCUGGCAUGUGAUGGCAUUUCUUAACCUGGGCAAAAUGUAGCUAUGAGUAAUAAUACUUUAUAAAUUCAUAUGUUGCAUAAGUGUAUUUUAAAUUAUGCAAAAUAUUACACACCUUAUAUUCAGAAUUGACACAUGAAAGUUGUUUUGGGGUUUUUUUGGUAUUGGGUGGUAAAAUUUUUCUAUAAAGUAGUAUUAAAUUUAAGUUCUGAAUUUAAAAAAAGGUCAUUCUGUAUAUCUAACUUUCCUGUUUUGGUUUAGAGAAGCUCUUCCUUUAUAAUAAAAGUAGAUUUUUAAUCAGGAAUGCUAUGGGAAACAACUAGAAACUCAGGCACAAAGAAUAAGCUUUAGUUUUGCCAUUUGAAGGAAAAUGUUCUUUUUUUUGUAGAAUUCAUUCUGAAAAGUGGCAUAAAAGUACAAUUUCUAAUGCACUAUUACUAUACUAGGAAAGAUGAUAAACAUGUGAUUGGGCUCUCCUAGUAAGGUGUUUGCUUGCUAGCCCAAUGUGUUCUAGAAGGACUUUCUGAGGGAGGAGCAUUGACUGUGCACCAGGCUCUGCUUAUCUUGAUCCUUUUGGUCAUAUAAGUGGUCCUAUCUAUCAAGUGGCCUUUUUCAGGCUUCUCAGAAGCCAGUCUGACCAGCAUGGCUGGAGAACAUUGUAGUUUAUUGAGCUUAGGAGGCACAAUGUUAAGCACCUUUAAGGUCCACUGUAGCCCAGUAUUAAUUAGAAAGUAUAAGUUUUUCUUGAGUUUUUUUUGUGUGAAUUUCAUCAGCAUGAUAAAAGAGGCUAAGAAAAGUAUCUGAUAAAACAAAUAUUUUAAGCUGUGAAUAUAAUACAACUCCUGUAUAUUUAUUUUAAAGGGACUCCCAAUUUGGAUGUCAGCAUUCUAAAAAUUAAAGAGAAAGGAGAGAAAAAUGAGCAUUUGGAGUGUGCUGUUAGCCAGUCACUUGGGCCCUCUGAGCCUUCAGCUCCCCCAAUUUGAAAAAUUAGAUCACUUACCUUUACAGUCCUUAGAACUUCUAAUUCCUAUUUUACCUGGUUAUUUCAAGUUGAAGAAAAGGGGGUACUUUUUGGGAGACUUAGCAGAGAAUUGCUCUUCUUCCUUAUCAGGGGUUUGCAACCUACAACCUGAUUUGAAAAGCACCCUGAUAUUAUAUGGCUAGUGCUCUAAAAAUGAUUCUUAAAAUUUUAAAGGAGUGGGGAGGGUGUUGGGGAGUGGGAUGAGAAAGCAACAGAGACCAGAUAAUGUGACCAGAAAAACUUAAAGUAUUUAUUAUCUGUCCUUUUAUGAAAAAAGUUUCCUAAUCCCUAUCCUAUUCAAGAGUAAAAUAAAACCAUUCCUGUUUGGUUUUGGAUAAAACUUAAAGCCCAGAGGCUGAUGACACUGAGCAGAUUUAGAUGCUAAGGUCCUGAUGUAUUGACCAUGGUAAUCCAUCUGCAGAUUGUCCUUUUUGGGAGUUCUAGCACUUUAAAGGUGUGUUUUCUUUUAGCAUUUACUUUACUCUGAGAUGUGGCUUUUAGAACUUGAUCUUCCAACAUCACCUCUUGUCUCAUUAUUUUCAAUCUCCAACAGUCAUGGUUAGUGCAUAUUUUAUUUGCUGGGAGGAAUCAGCAAAGGCUUCAGACUAAGAAUUGGAUGUGUUGGAGACCUGGUUUUUAUAAACAGAAUUUAAAACUGCGUGUUUUAAAUUCCCUAUAUAAAUUCCUGCACUCUACCUGUAUUUUCUAAAUCCUUGAUAAAAUUUUGGAACAAUGAUUUCCCACUGGUAUCUCCCCUAGUUAAUGUUUUCCUAUCUUUUGGGAAGUGUCAUAAGUUGUUACACAAAGCCUUUGUAUUUUGCUUGUGACUACUUUUUAAAAACAAACUAGAGAAAAUUCAAGAUUAGCAUUCUGUUGUUACCAAUCCAUCUUCCUUGGGGGAACAAGGUAUGGAGUUGGAGCUGGCCUGCAGGUAACAGGCUUAAUGUGCACUAGUGCCACCUACCCAUACCACCCCAGCAACACAGUGAUAACUAAUCUUAAUAUGCCACUAAAAGUCACUUGAGUUUCUAUAUUUUGUCCCCUUUCAGUUUUUGAAAAAUUUGAUCAAAAUGUGGGCUUAUCCAUUGGACUACUUAGUGGAUUUAUCAUGUCAGAAAAGCUGUUAAUAAUUGUGUUGUACUCUCUAGAAGUAUGUUUUUCUUUAGGACUUGACUUCUUACAUUUGUUUAUACUUGAACUGUUUAAUAUAAUUCAGAUUUCAAAAUUCCUUUUUAUAUACCAGUGAGUUAACAGAGCCCUAUUACACUAAAAAGUGUAAAAGAAAUGCAUAAGUAAAUGCUAGCUAAUGUUCAUUAUGCCUUUUAAAUUUAAGAAACUUGCUUCCUUUGUAUUACAGUUUUUCCUUUUGGAACCAAGUUCUUUCUUUACCUUCCUGUUUCAGUGGCAUAUUUCUUAGUUUUGUUGAAUUUUCUUAAAUGUUUACCAUAAAUUAUUGUUAUUGGGUAGUCCUCACAUUUUGGGUUAAAUUUUCAAAAUAUUUUGGAAGGUAAAGGAAGCAAUAGAUUAUAGGUGGACAGUGUCACUUAUAGAUAAGGAAAGGUCCUGUUGAACUCUUUAUACUUAAGAGAUGAAUGCUUACUUUUAAAACUGAACUUUAAAGAAUUUGUAAUUUUAUAUCUUCUUUAUUAAAAACCGUGCAAUUAAGUUUAUCUGCUAGAAUUAGUUUGAAUGAUGACAUUUUAUUAUCAUUUAGAUUCAGUGAUUUUAUAUUUCAAUAUUGAUAUCUGUAUUUGUAUAUACUAUGUUAUUCUUCCACUCUUUGAAGCCUUUCAAAAGGCUUAAUUUGUUUCAGGUACUCCAAAAUCUAAACUUUUGGGGGGGAAAAGCCAAGCUGACUUAGUGCAAAGUUUGAAAUGAAUGAUUAUUAGAAUACUGAAUUAAUUUACCUAAACCAGAGGUAUUGGUGGAUCCCUUGAGGUAUCUUUGUUUAUGGAAAAUAUAGUUAUUACAUGACUUUUACAAUCAUUUGUUGCUCACACCCUGCACUGGAAGCCUUUUCCAUCAAAUAUCAACUUUUAACUAUAUUAAAUUAAUAGACUUUAAAAGGUAUAUGCCAAAUUUUGGUUUAAUUUUAAUUGCAGAUUGAAGGCUUUUUUUUUUUUUUUUUAAGAUUUAUUUAUUUAUACAAGCACUGGGUACAGUCAGAAGCACGGGAGGGUGAGAGAAUUCACCAGAGCCAGAGCGGGGAGCAGAGCAGGCAGAAGGACUGAAGUACACUGCUGAGGGGAGCAGCGGGCGGCAGGAGAGGUCUGCGAGGUCUGCGCGCCAUGUGGGACCCUCCUCCGGUGGCCGGGGAGCAGCCAGGGAUCGAACCGGCGCCACAGAGGCCGCGGGCAGCUUCGCAACCCAGCGCUCAACUGCUGCGCCACCGGGGAGGCCCUUUUUUUUUUUUUUUUUAAGUUUACUUUUUGGUGAUUCAGUAGCAGACUUGAAUAUGGGACCUAUAUAAAACAGUUAUGUGGUACUAUUAAUUUUAAGUUUCUUUAUACCAUGGAAUAUUGAGUAUAGCUAAUAUUUAGCUUACCUCUUAAAAUUUUCAGACUGCUCUUCAUUUUUAACGAACUAGUCAUAUUAUAUGAAUUACUCAGGAAAUCCUUCCCAUUUACUUGCUUCUCUCUGUAGUACUCAAUUAGAGAAUUUAGGAUAAGCGAGAGCAUUUUCACGUGUUUAUGGACACUUGUAUAAACUGAAAGUGUUUUCCCACAGUCCUCCAAAAGACCUUAUUCAUAUAUUGUAUUUUGACUGUUAUAAUUUCAACAAUUCAGUUCAGUGAACGUUUGUUGAAGAGUGCCAACUCCUAAGCAUUGGCGGUAAGAAGAGUAAGACAUGGUCUUUGCCCAAAAAGCUUGUGGUUAAUGAUAAGUUCUUACGAAAUCUGCUUCAUCUGAGCAACACUGGGAUUGAAGAUCCUCUGAAAGCUACAAUCUUGGAAAGUUUUGAGGAAGUGUUUCUAAAAUAUUUUAUAAUACCCAAGUCACAUUAGUGUGAACAUUGGACAGAAGAAGUUAAUAGGGAAAGUCUGGUACAAGAAUGAUUGUCUAAUUUUAUAAUAUGCUCUUUUAAAAAAAAUCUGAUACUUCUGUGUUUUAUGUAUUUCUUACUUUUUAUCUAUAGUAUCUCUUUAGUCUUUUGGAAAUUAUUCUGCUUAGUACUUGUCUUCAAAUUAUCAAAGUAAAAUUUCACUAUGAAAGAAAUCAAUUAUCUGUCUGCUAACUAGCAACUCUUCAUAAGGCUGUAAAGUAGAAUAAACUAUCUUAUAUUUUUAUAGUUUAGCAAGCAUUUGUAAUGUAAUUAUAGUUGAGAA